CAUAACAAUACCACUGACGGGCUUUAAUUUGAUGGUGUAUUACAAGUUUCUGAGAGACUUUAUAUGGACAUGUAGCCAACUACUCACUAAUAUAGCCUUCAGAUUCACCGACAGGCCGUCAUGUUGCUGCCGUCCGACGUCGCUCGUCUUGUUUUGGGGUACCUCCAAGAAGAGGGACUGUCUGACACAAGCCAAGCAUUCAUUCACGAGAGCCCAAACCUGAAAGAGUAUGCUGAGCACACCACAGGAGAUGGGACUAUUCCUGCUUGUGUUUUUUCUAUCUUUGGGAAGGGACUAACAACCAUCUUAAAUGAGUAUGUGGCUGCAAAAACAAAAGAGUCUAGUCACGAAGUACCCGCCAUGAUGACCUCGCUGUGGAAAAAACUGGAUUUUACACUCAACCAAAUCAAGUCAUUGCAGAAUUCGCCAGCAAUAUCAGCAUGUCAAAGUACACGUUCACGCGUUGGAUUGGCAAACAUGGCUAGACAGCGGGUCUUGUCUCUGGCUUCAGCUGGCAGUGUCGUCUGCUCCUCAAUUUCCGACACAAGUUCCAUCGUCAGCCCGGCACACACCUCACACAGCAUGCUCGGCCAUUCCACUCCUGUGAGCUUCUCUGGUCCGCACACCAGAAUGCUUCUUGGCAGUGGCACACAACCACAGAUUCUCGAUGGCAGCCGAAAUACACCCAGGGAUUCACCUUUACAGAUAAUAGUAUCAGAACAUCGGAUAAAUCCAGGCCCGAUGUCUCCUGGACGACGGAAAUGGAAGAGGAUUGGUGCUCCAAGUGGAUCUAGCGGCCCUGGGAGGUCCUCCACGACCGUCAGUAACCUCGGUGCAGAACCGCAGCCUGAAGAGGUCGUUGAUGAGCACUUCCCUCAACUUGUUAUACAAAAUGCACGUGACAAGAUUUUGGGUGACAGAUCAUUACAAGAGAAGCUUGCUGAAAACAUCAACAAAAUCCUUGCCAAUGAGCCAACCCCGCAAACAUCAAAGGCCCCGUCGAGUACAGUGGAAGCAGACCAGUCAAUAGAUGAAAUCCUAGGUUUACAGGGGGAAAUACAUAUGAGUGACGAUGCCAUUCAUGACAUUUUGGAGCAAACGGAGUCUGACCCAGCUUUUCAGGCCCUCUUUGACCUCUUUGAUUACAAUAAAACCAAAUUCCCAGACGGGGAACCAGGAGAUGGCGAUAUUAGCAGUAACCCAGAGGGGAGUGAAGCUGCUGGACCUUCAUCUACAGUCGGGGACCUUCAGAUUGAUGAUCCAGGUACUACACACAGAGAUGCUAUCGCUGCAGAUACAACACCAAUCACAGUGAAGACGAGAGCUGUACAAGAGCGGAAGACCAGAAAGUCAACUGCGCCCACCCUGUUAAAAAAAACGGUUCUUGGCCCCGGUGGCAGAUCAUCCAGAAUUGAGAAAAGUUCAGCUAAAUUGUUAGUGAGUCAUGCAGAACACCGAGGUGUCUUAACUACUGCAGUGGGCUCGAACAGAAAAGAAAAAAGCUCACUCUUCAAUAGCGGUGUUGGUGUAACACCAAUGGAUAUUGAUGAACCGUUGCAUACGCCUCCCCCUCCAUCAGACAGCCUCACCAUUCAGAUGGCACUGGAGCCUGCCAUCUCAAUAGCACUCAGUGAAUCAACUAUAGUUCCCUCAUCAAGAGCCACUGCUGUACCAGAAGUAGCAUCAACAUCUAACUGGAACAAAAAACAGGAGAGUAAAAAAGCACAAGGAUCUAAAGAGCGACCUGCUGCGGCCCUGUCUUCAGCUCUGAGUAAUCAGCCUGCAUUUGUGUCUUUUGUACAAGUUGAGCCAAACAACACUCCAACAGCAACUGUUGACCUGCCUCAUGUGUCAGUUUCAGGCAGCGGAGUAGGAACUCAACCAGUGUCUAUUCUGUCUUUAACACCGGAAUUUGCCUCUUCAACAUUUACAGGUGCUAUAGUUACAGCUGCACCUAACUUGUCCUCAUCAGCUUUCAUUGCUGCACCUUUUGCAGCAACAGCUGGUACAUCCACAUCUGCUACUACCUCUACAACUCUUAAAGCUACUCCUGCCUCAUCCACAGCUGCAUCUUCCACUUGUGCCCCAGUCACAGCAGCAUCUGAUCCUGUGGCCACCAACCACAGUGUCCCAGGCAAGGCUGCAGGUGAUUCCAAUAAUAUAGUUUCUUUGAAGAUCAUCAUCAGCGAUAACCAGGAUGAAGUUUCUGCCACUGACACAGCCUUGAAUCAGGCUGUUUCUAGUAUUUCUGGAGACAAGAUACCCACCAUUUACCUUUCAUCUCCAGCUAAAUCCCCCAGAUGCCCUGGCACACCAAAAGCCAACAUGGACGAGACUGCACUGGCAGUUAGUGGUUUACAAAGCUCUCAGGCGCAGGCUAGUCCUCUCAGCAGUAAGGCUGGGGCAGUAGUUGCACCUCCAUUGACAAUGACUUCACAAGCCCAGCAAAGCUACAUCAUUCAGCUACCCCUGGACGCCACUAACCCUACCCUGCAAGGAGCAACUGCUAGCUAUUUCCUUGUGACUGAACCCUCGACUACAGACGCUCAGGCCAGACAGGUGCUCGUGCCUGCUGGUGUCUCAAGGGGACAGCCUUUGCCCACAAGCAACCAGUAUGCUGUGACCACACCAACUCGCUCUCAAGUCUUCUCCACUGGGUCACCACUCAUCUUACCAUCACCCAUUAAGCCAUUGAUGCUCCCUGUGUCUGUUAUGGGGCAGGACACUCUGCCGAAGGUCCAGAUGGUGUCCAAUCAGCUUGUUGCAAUACCAAAACCAGUGGCGGUACAGCAGCCUGAAACUGUCAAGCCCAAACCUCAAACUGUGGCAGCCAAACAGUCUACAAUUAGUGUUACAGGUGCUGAGCAGAAUUUGUUUGGAAAGGUGAUUCAACCCUUGUCAGCUGAAAACACAGACCAGCAGUCUUUGCCAAAGGGUGCCAGUCCUGGUCAUAGGAGAAUUUUAUGUUUUGAGUCUUCUGCAGAAGUGCAACUUGAAACUGCUAAAACACCAAGAAAUGCCACACCCCCAGCUGCAAAUACAUCCACAUCACGAUCUGUCCCACAGACUGAGAAAGAUACCUCAGAGACGGGCCCUCGAACAAAGCCUAAUAUCCUCGGUGGCAACAAGCCCAAAAGGAGGGUCCAGACUGUUAGAUGCACAGCAGAUUCCCAGACUGCAGUGGGGUUGGUAAAAGACACAGAGAAGUCCAUGCCUCCACAACAGCAACACAAAGAUCUUAUGAAAAAUAACUCUAGCAAACAAGAUCAUAACAUCCAUAACCAAGAAUCUGUUAGUGCAACUACCAGUAGGGUUGAUGCCUCACAGCCUGAGUCUUUGAAAAAGUCAGACUCAGGAAAGAGAUCAAAAUCUAUUGACAGGAAACACAAUCAUGAUAAGGGUAGUGAUGAAGCAAAAAGUAAGGACUCUCAUAGCUCUCGGUCAUUGCCCUUUGAUUCUGCACUGAAAUCAGGAAGUAAAAAAGACAAAGACGAGAGCAGCAGGAAAGAACCUGCAGACAAAGGUCCUGCCAAAUCACGUGAGGGGCGUACGGAGAAGAGGACUCCCUCUCAGGAGAUGCCAAAUGUGACAGCUAACAAGGAAAAUGAAAUGAAGGGUAGCUCGCAAGAGCAACAACAGUCUACACCUUCCUCCUCAGCACAAAGAGACUGCAGCCCUCCAGCUGUCAGCCAGACUUCAUCUAACCCCCAGUCCAAGACUGCAAAAGCUCCUUCAAAGACCAGCUCUCUGGCCAAACAGGCAGCCGAGAUGCUGCAGGACAUCCAAGGGCUUAACUCUCCUUCUACCCCAGGUAAGAGACCAGGAGUCAGCAGUCCAGACCUCAUUCUGCCUCAGACCCCGGGGACUGGCUGUAACCAGGAGGAGUCCAUUGACUGUCUCAGGACUCCUUCCAGGCAGAAGAAGGGUAAAGAUGGAGAGGGAACACCGAAGCAUAUCAUGCUCCCCAACACCCCGGAUGGGCCCACCUGCAGCCCUGCCAGUGAGGCUGGCAGUGAAAACUGUAUUAAUAUGGCUGCUCACACACUAAUGAUCCUCUCACGUGCUGCCAUUGCCAGAACAGGCACUCCACUAAAGGACAGUUUGCGUCAGGAUGGAGUAGGUGAAAAGUCUCCCACAAGCUCCAAGAACGCUAAGAAGCGUAAGCAGUCUUCUCCCACAGCCAGCCCUCCUACAAAGGAGUCAAAACACUCUCCUGGCAAAAAGAAAGACCGGGAAAGGAAGAAACUCAUGGAUUGUUUUCCCCAUGACUUGGAUGUGGACAAGUUCCUCUCGUCACUUCACUACGAUGAGUAAAACCAGACAACAGGAAAGGACUACCAUAUCACUACCUGCUUAAGUUACUAUCCAGGAAUAGAACAAGCCAUCUGCUGAACCAGUGCCUAUGAUUCCUAUCAGUAACCUAUCCUGAGACCUUAUAAAGCUCUAAUAUCUCCUUCAGCCAAUGAUGGACAUGAUAUGGAUAAAAUCCUGUUGGAUGCAGCAGCAGUAGGAUAACCAUGGCAAUUUCUUAUAUUUUUGUCCUUGUGCUCUUUUCUGUUUUAAUCAUUGUUUUGUACUACAACAGAUUUAGUACAGAUUUGUAUUUGAGCACUUUGACAUAACGCGUGCAUGUUAAUAAAAAUGGGUGACUCAGAGCAUUUCCUUGGUCAAUAUUUGACUCCACUUUGAUGAAUCCAGCUAACUGUAAUUUUAAUAACUGAAUUAAGAGCUGUCAAUAUUAUAUUUUAGGCAGAAAUGUGAAUAGUUGGUUUUUUGUUGUUUUUGUAGAAUCAAACAUGCCCAGCGUGAAAAUGGCUGCAACUGUUCAAAUGUGCAUACACGGGCUUCAUUCAAUGUUGUA
Messenger RNA from Scomber scombrus (Atlantic mackerel), 4861 nucleotides. It is a transcript of the gene npat, whose product is annotated as nuclear protein, ataxia-telangiectasia locus. Gene Ontology annotation, cellular component: nucleus. Bases 121 to 4314 code for a protein of 1397 amino acids. Gene Ontology annotation, molecular function: transcription coregulator activity; protein binding. The record is from RefSeq and is a predicted model, not a curated record. The transcript has 17 exons. Lineage: Eukaryota; Metazoa; Chordata; Actinopteri; Scombriformes; Scombridae.